AUGGGAGGUUUGGAUCGGUCACGACACCAAGUAAACUCAAAAUGGAAAGACCUCCAAAAGAAAUGCAACGCUUUCAACAGCAUCUAUAACCAUAAGAUGAACAGUGUGGCUAGCGGGAGAUCUGAGGCUGAUCAAGCUUGGGAGUGGUUGAAAGACAACGUGAAAUGGGAAUUGGUUAUAAAAUCUGAUGAAGACUCAUUGUCUCCUUUUUCAAAACGAACCAAAACAUCUUCUUCCAACGCCUACACAUCAUCUUCCGAUCCACAAUAUCCUCCUGGAUUCUCCCCCCAACAACAACAAUCAUUUAGUGUUGAAAACUCACCGCCUCAAAGAAAAAGAAAAGGAAAGAAAGUGGCGUCAACAUCAUCAACAGAAAAUGAAAUGUUUGAUCUCAUCAAACAAAUUGAUGACAUCAAGACUGCAACCGAAACAGAGGCGGAAUAG
Messenger RNA from Lactuca virosa, 444 nucleotides. NCBI's taxonomy places the organism in Eukaryota, Viridiplantae, Streptophyta, Magnoliopsida, Asterales, Asteraceae. The record is from the annotation of a GenBank genome assembly.